This is a messenger RNA of Drosophila willistoni, 1533 nucleotides long. Its product is annotated as suppressor APC domain-containing protein 2. The record is from RefSeq and is a predicted model, not a curated record. Lineage: Eukaryota; Metazoa; Arthropoda; Insecta; Diptera; Drosophilidae. The coding region runs from base 186 to 1433 and encodes 415 amino acids. The transcript has 3 exons.
CCCCUCAAUUGCAUUUAGUUUAGCUAGAGCUGCUCCACAAUAUUGUAGCAACAUUUCCAUAGGUGCAAAAAUUGUGCGAAAUACCUUGACGAACGGCCUCAAAAAGGCUGACAAUUACUUGCCAGCCAAUCUUUUCCGCAUCAUACAGAAAACGAAGACCAAGACCCAAUUUCAAGUCCAAAGAGAUGUUGCGUGGCCAGAAUAGCUCCAGUAUGUUGGCCUUAAACACAACCAGCUCCAGUGAGGGAUCAGCAAAUGCUUUGGAUAUGGAUGCAUUGCCCAAACAAUUUGUUUUAUCGAUGAAGAAAUUAUUUGAUAUUCUGGAUGAUAAGCAAAGUGGUUAUGUGAGAUUUGCGGAUAUUGAAAAGGGCUGGCAAGAUGAUGGCUCAAAGGGUUUACCAAGAGGAGUCCUUGACUCUUUACGUCGUGUUACUCCUAGUUGUGGUUUGCUUUCAUUCGAUCGUUUCUGUGCCGGAUUAAAAUUAUGCUUAUUAAGAAAUCAACAGCAACAACAACAACAACAACAGCAGCAGCAGCAUCAGCUUCAUACAAAUGAAAAGCUAACGAAAUCUCUGAGGCCACCAUCUGCUCCACAGUUGGAUAAUAAUGUGGUGACAGCAGCAGCUCCUUUGGCCAAAGUGCGUCCCCGUUCACAAGUGCCAUUAAGUCCCGGGCCAGAGAUGGAAUACAGUUCUCCGGCGCCACCACCAAAGCCUCCGCGUCAGGUGGUAGCCAAAGCGGAUAUUCGUCAUGCCUUGCAAAACUGGCAAUUGAAUAUGCUGAGCAAUGAACGUGAUCGGGAACGAGAUCGUGAUGUGGAUGUCAAGCAAAAGUUCGAGCAUCGCGGCUCGGCAGAUGGUGGAUCUUCAUCAGCCUCGGCAUCGGCUACAGACUGGGGCCUAGCCCUGCCUCCCAAGAAGAUAAAUAGCAAGCGACGUGAAUCCCGUAGACAUACACUCCAACAUGGAAUCGAUUACAAUAUGCUAAAAAGGAUGAAGCAGCUGGAAGAGCAGCGAGAGCUUUUACUCUUUGGUCUGGAAGGUGUUGAGAAGGCUAGGGAUUGGUAUAUGCAACAAGUGUUCAAUAUCCAAGAGCAGAUCAAGUAUUUCGGACGCUUGGGCAAUAGAUUUGAGCAAUGGUCAGAACUGCAGCAGGAGCGUUUGAAUUUCCAACGUGCCCGUGUCUUGGAGGCGAAUCGAAGUCUAGCCAUUCUAACCGAUACCUGGGAGCAUGGCGGCUAUCCGCUUCAUAUUAAUUUGGCGCUGCCCGAUCUCUUGGGUAGAGGAGUAGCAGGACGACGAGAGAACAAGUCACCACUUCUGUCCGAUCUCUAUGAUCACAAUUUACGUGCCAUGUCUAACUUUGUGCUCAGUCAGCCAUCGCCUGUGAGUCAAUCUUCUGCCGGUCUAGGCGAUGCUGAUGUCGUAUAUUAGGAAUCUAGGAUUAGGCGGUAUAGAAACGAUCUUUACUGGUUCAGUUAUUGUACAUAGUGUACCUAUAAUUAUGAUUAUUAAAUGACUCAACAACAAUUAA